CCCGAGAAACGAGUAGGGAAGUUGGGCCGCCAGGGGGCCCCCAAGUCUAUCAAUAAAAAUCAAUUUGAUGUAGAAAAAUUUAGCUAACCUUCAAUGCUCAAUGAAUUUGAUAUAUAUUAAUAUUUUGCUUAACUACUUGUACACAGAAGACAUAGAAUCGAUACAGAAUGUUGAAUUGGGUAAAGAAGCCGUAAUGCCAUGUGAUGCAUCAACUCAAGAUGAAGAUGACAGGGUCUCUAAAGUUUCGUGGUUUCGUGAUACAAACAAUAAAUUGCUUCAUGGCUUUGAUGCAGAAAAAAACCCAUCGGUUAUUGCAACCGAAUGGUCUUCACCGACAGCUUCAAAACAAAAGGCGAGUUUCGAGUCAACAACUCAACCAGCUAAUCUAACAAUUUAUGAUAUUACAAAAGAAGAUGAGGGUGUUUAUACAUGUCAAGUGGAUUUUCAGAAAUCGCCCAUGAAAAAUUCAAAAUCUCGUCUCAUUAUAAGAAUGAAACCAUCAUUUAUAAAUAUUACAACGAAACGAGAAUAUUUAUCAGCGGGAAAAUCUGUCGAUGUAGAAUGCCAAUCUAAAGGAUCAUACCCGUCAGCUGAAAUAACAUGGUGGUUUGGCAGUAAAAAAUUGCCGAGUAAUGAAACCAGAAUCACAGCACAAGGCGAAGUAAGCGUAAUAUCCUUCAAACCUAACGUAACGGACGACCAAAGGUAUUUGACUUGUCGAGCACAAAAUCCACACAUCCAGGAUAUUGCGAAUAGUGCGAUAGAAGAUAAAUGGCGUCUCAAUGUGCAAUACAAUCCAAUUCCAAGAUUGCAAAUGGCUAACUUUAUAAAUCCAGAUAAUAUCAAAGAAGGGGAUGAUGUUUACUUUGAAUGUUACAUGCGAGCAAAUCCUCGAAUAACCAAAUUCACCUGGUUCCAUAAUGGUUUAGAAAUCCCACAAAGUAUCGCGAAGAACAUCAUAAAAACAGAUCACAACCUAAUUUUGCAAAGAAUUCAGAAAACUGCUACUGGUAAAUUCACUUGUUAUGCUGAGAAUGCGGUAGGAAGUGGAGAAAGCGACCCGGUCAAUUUGGAAGUGAAAUAUACACCGAUAUGUAGAAAAAAUGAGACCGAAAUACACCGUGCUCGUAAACAGGAAACUGUUUUACUUAAGUGCGAAGUUGAUGCCAAUCCUCCUCCAACAGAAUUUAUAUGGUCAUUGAAUACGAGUAGUUCCAAUGAUAUGAAAUCAGACCAGGAACCAAAUCUUAUCACAACGCAGCCGAAUCCGUUUUUCAACUACACGCCAAAAUCAGAUUCAGAAUUUGGUACAUUAUCUUGCAAAGCCAGAAAUACUGUUGGAGUGCAAAUAACAGCGUGUUCUUUUCAGAUAGUCGCUGCAGACUAAAUCAUCAAAAAAAAAGUGAAAGGAAAUGGAAUUCACGCCACCGAAACAGUGUCAAUAGAACAUACAAGAACUUAGAACCUAUAAAAAUAUAAACAUACUUUUACAUAAUUUUAUGGAUUUCAGUUUAUA
Messenger RNA from Planococcus citri (citrus mealybug), 1516 nucleotides. RefSeq names its product cell adhesion molecule 3-like. The coding region runs from base 101 to 1387 and encodes 428 amino acids. The transcript is spliced from 8 exons. NCBI's taxonomy places the organism in Eukaryota, Metazoa, Arthropoda, Insecta, Hemiptera, Pseudococcidae. The record is from RefSeq and is a predicted model, not a curated record.